This is a messenger RNA of Drosophila willistoni, 1259 nucleotides long. RefSeq lists its product as uncharacterized. The record is from RefSeq and is a predicted model, not a curated record. Lineage: Eukaryota; Metazoa; Arthropoda; Insecta; Diptera; Drosophilidae. The transcript has 2 exons. Bases 1 to 1230 code for a protein of 409 amino acids.
AUGCACUCACUCAUGGACAUGGACAACGCGACAUUGGGAUUUCUUCGGUCGCCAUUUAGUAUUGAUAUACCGCAUGCCUUUGUGUAUAACGAUACACAGAACACAAGGCCAAUAUUCUGUGGACCGUAUAUGGAGACAGUGAAGCUAUUUGCCCAGGUCUAUCAUUAUCAACUCCAGCUGGAUGAACUUGAGAGUCUGCCCAAGAAGUCGCUUGUUGAGCAGAAAAUAUCCGAUGGCAACUAUAAUUUAUCACUGCAUGGAGUUCUGGUAAGAUCAGAGAUGGAGGAGAGAUUACCAAACGAAACGGAGCACAGUUAUCCGCUGGAGCUGAUGAGAAACUGUGUAAUGGUGCCUCUUGCACCCGAAUUGCCCAAAUGGAUGUAUGUAGUUUGGCCACUGGGCAGAUACAUUUGGACAUCCCUGGUCCUGGGCAUUUUCUAUAUAGCCUUUCUUAUGCGCUGGAUACACUGGCGUGAGAAAAGUCUAGCCACCAAAUCCAUCACACAAAAUAUGCUCUACGCCAUGGCAUUCCUGAUGUACAGUCCGAAUAUGAACAUGAAUUUGAAGCUCAGUAGACCUUCCGUACGGGUGCUUAUCUUCUAUACCUUGCUCUACACAUUGGGAUUCAUCCUCUCGAAUUAUCAUAUAAGUCACAUGACGGCUUUCGAUAUGAAACCAGUUUUCGUGCGUCCUAUAAAUAGUUGGUCGGAUCUAAUUUCCUCUCGAUUGCGGAUUAUUAUUCCGGAAACAUUGCUGGAAGAACUACGAUGGUUGCCUGACUAUCAGAAACUAAUGGCGAAUCCAUCACGUUCCUAUGCCUAUGUGGUUACCCAAGAUGCCUGGGAGUUCUUCAAUCGACAGCAACGUGUUCUCAUUCAACCGUAUUUUCAUCUCUCCAAUGUAUGCUUUGGAGGUCUCUUCAAUGCCUUGCCCAUGACCAAGAAUGCCAGCUUUGGAAAAACUCUGAAUCGUUUUGUUCUCAACAUUUGGCAGGCAGGUCUCUGGGACUAUUGGCAGGAAGUGGCAUUCCUUUACUCAGUAAAAGCGGGAUAUGCACGGAUAUUCCUAGACACUUAUCCAGUGGAGCCAUUGAAUCUGGAAUUUUUCAAUACAGCAUGGUUAGUCUUGAUUGUGGGACUUCCUGUUAGUUCUAUAGUUUAUUGUCUCGAAUACUUUUGGUACAGGAGAAGGAUGCAGAUGUUACAAUACGAUUACAAUAGUUUUGGAUGAGAAAAAUCCGAAGCAGUCGAAUUAGUUUA